AGCGUCUGUUUGGAUACAAGUUGGAGAAGGCCAAACGCGAUUCUGGGGGCCACAAACGUGAUUUCAGGAAUUUCUGGCUUGUUUGGCAAAACAACAACGCGAUUUUCAUCAACGCGGUUUAGCAACCAGACGCGCGUAUGUGAGAAGCCAGGAUUCCUAGCUUUUGCGUUUAAGAAACGCGAUUCUGCCUUUUUUUUGUGGUAGGUAUUGUUUUCAUUACUGCCCAUCAAUUCUUCUCAAUUUUUCCAAUACAAACAAUUAAUACUGCAAAGCUUCUUCUUCCUUCUUCAUUACUACCCAUCAACUCAACUUUCAAUUUUUUUUCUGCAAAAGGAUUUUUUGCAUCUGUUUCCAGAUUUUCAGAUUUGGUGAAUCUGCAUAUCCCCUUUUAUUUAUUUCUGUCAUUACUGCCCAUUGUUUCUUCUCUCUAUAUAUGAGAUGUGUGUGAAUUAUUUGUGACAUAGAACUUAUCCUUUCCUUGUUCAUCCAAAGUCUGAAGUAUGGAUACACAUAAGAAGAAAGUUUUGGCGGUUCCCCCUUCAACUAAUGAUUCCAAAGCUAACUGGACGGAUCCUAAAGCGACUGAGAGCUUCCUCAAAGCAUGUUUCGAUCAAGUUACCAAGGGUGAACGCGUUGGUACGUGUUUUACUAAGAAAGGGUGGAAAGGUAUUGUUUCUCAAUUCAAUGCUUUAACCGGAAGGAAAUAUGACAAGAUAAAAUUGAAGAAUAGGUAUGAUAAUUUGAGAAAGGAAUGGAGAGUAUGGGAUAACUUAUUUGGAAAAGUUACCGGAUUAGGGUGGAAUAAUGAGAAGAAUACCGUUGAUGCACCAGAUGAAUGGUGGGAGAACAAAAUAUUGGAAAAUCCUCUAUAUGGAAAAUUUAGAGACAAGGGACUUCCAUUUGCUCAAGAACUAACCACACUUUUCAAGGAUGUAGUGGCUACUGGAGAGUUUGCUUUUGCACCAUCUAGUGGCAUAUUACCACCUAAGGGGUACUCGAGUAACGAUGAUGAGGAUGUGUAUCGCCCAUGCCUAAAGAAUCUUGGGUUGGAUGUGGAGGAAGGCUCGGGUGAUAGUGAAGAUGCAAGUGUUGGAGCAACAACCGAAUUUGGAAAUAUUAAUUUGAAUACUUCACAAGGAGCUGCUAGCCAAGUUAGUGGACAAAAGAGGAAGAGAGCUAGUGGCGCUGAAAAGAAAGGCAAGAAAAAAUUUACUCCCUCGGUCGCAAUUGCUCAAGCUGUUAAAGAGAUUGCGGAGACGUGCAAGUCACGAAAUGAUGCCAUAUCCAAAACUUCUAUUGGUGCAGUGAUGGCUGAAAUCCAAACCAUAGAGGAAGUUAUGAAUGAUCUACAACUUCAUACAAUGUGUUGUCAACUAAUGAUGUUUAGGUCAGCGAGGGAGAUGUUUGUAUCAUUGCGAGAAGAUAAGGAAAGAAGUUGCUCUAUAUUAAAAUGGAUGGUUGGAAUGAACACUUGGAACAAAAUACACAACAUGAUGAUGAUGAUGAUGUAAUUUUCGAAGAAGCUUCUCUUUUGGCUGCACUAGUUGGUGAGUAUGCAGUAAAUAAUUUAUGCAAAGAACCGUGUAGAACUAGUGAACUAACAGGUCAUUCAUGGGUUCAAGAAAUAUUACAAGGGAAUCCCACUCGUUGUUAUGAGAUGUUUCGAAUGGAAAAACACAUUUUUAACAAAUUAUGUACUGAAUUAAUAGAACAUGGUUUAAAGUCUUCUAAACGUAUGAGAGUUGAAGAAAUGGUUGCAAUGUUUCUAGUCGUUGUAGGUCAUGGUGUAGGCAAUAGAAUGAUUCAAGAAAGAUUUCAACACUCGGGUGAAACGGUAAGUAGACAUUUUCACCGAGUUCUUCAUGCUUGCCUUAAGUUGUCCUUCAAAUAUAUCAAACCCGAAGAUCCUAUGUUUCGUGAUUGUCAUGCCAAAGUAAAAAAUGACCAACGUUAUUGGCCAUUUUUUAAGAAUGCUAUAGGAGCGAUUGACGGCACACAUGUGUCAUGUGUAGUUAGUGCUAGUGACCAACCCAAGUUUAUCGGAAGAAAAGGGUAUCCGACACAAAAUGUUAUGGCUGUAUGUGAUUGGAAUAUGUGUUUCACUUUUGUAUUAGCUGGUUGGGAAGGUACUGCCCAUGAUGCUCGUGUUUUUGAUCAAGCUCUUACAAAGAGAGAGCUUAAUUUUCCCCAUCCUCCUCCUGGUAAGUAUUAUUUGGUAGAUUCUGGGUAUCCAACACCAGUCGGAUACAUUGGUCCCUAUAGAUGUGAACGCUACCAUCUUCCCGAGUUUAGGCGUUCAAGUGAAUUUGAAAAUCAUAAUGAAGUAUUCAAUUAUUACCACUCGAGUUUAAGAUGCACAAUAGAAAGAACUUUUGGGGUGUGGAAGAACAGAUUUGCAAUCCUACGUCGCAUGCCGAAGUUCAAAUAUGAAACACAAGUUCAAAUAGUAGUCGCAACAAUGGCAAUACACAACUUUAUCAGAAGAACUGCCGAAGUGGAUAGUGAUUUUAAUCUUUAUGAAGAUGAAAACACAGUCAUUCACCAUGAUGAAAUUCAUAGAUCAAAUAACUUGGAUCCGUCACAAGUUUUCAAUGUAGCUUCUUCGUCAGAGAUGGAUCAUGUUCGAGACUUAAUUCGUAAUCAAAUUAUAGAGUCUAGGUUAAAUAAUUAGUUUGUUAUAAUGUUGAACUUUAAAUUAUAUUUAUCUAUUUGUAAUUUUUAUUUAGAUUCUUUUUAUUUAAUUAUUAUGCUAAUUUAACAUUUUUAAGUGUAUGCCUUUAUUUAAAUAUUAUAUUUAACUAA
Molecule: messenger RNA, 2802 nt
Organism: Trifolium pratense (red clover)
Lineage: Eukaryota; Viridiplantae; Streptophyta; Magnoliopsida; Fabales; Fabaceae
Product: L10-interacting MYB domain-containing protein-like
Exons: 5
Coding region: 501-1511 (336 amino acids)
Source: RefSeq, a predicted model, not a curated record